Molecule: messenger RNA, 2868 nt
Organism: Pedinophyceae sp. YPF-701
Lineage: Eukaryota; Viridiplantae; Chlorophyta; Pedinophyceae
Source: the annotation of a GenBank genome assembly
AUGAAGCCUGGGCGGGCUUCGAGUUCAUGGGUGCCCGUCACGAAGCCCAGGAGCGAUCACGCCGCUCGGUGGUUCGGCGCCGAGGUCGUCCGGUCGCCCUGGUGGCUUUCCUUUAUCAUUCUGCUAUGUCUGGUCUCCUUCUUCGCGGAGGCGAUCGCCAUCGCCGCGGGUCGCGGCGUGCUCAAGUCGGAGGCUGCCACUGCCAUGCUCGCCGCCCUGCCGAGCGCCGUGUGGGUCGUGCUCUGCGCCGACACGGCCGCGAACUUCCACGUGUCCCGGACGCAGCGUGAACUCCGAGCACCGUUCGUGCACGCCAUGGAGCUCCUGCCGCUCCUGGCCAUCCCCGUGGCGACGGCGCUCACGUUCGCGUCCCUGCGGGACAGCGCGCUGGUGGACACCGACGAGGCCCUCUCCUCGGGCGAGUUCGAGCACGCCCGGAAGUCUUUCGUCCAGGUCUUCGUCGUCGUCACGCAAGUGCUCGAGCCGCUGGUGCUCCUCAAGGCCCUGGCGGCCGUCUGGAGGCUCCGCACGUGGCACGACCUCGCCGGGGGGGAGGCGCAGCAGACCCGGGCGCGGUACGCGCACCGAAUCCGGGAGCUCAUGGUGGUCGUGUCCGCGCUCUCCCUCCUGCUCUUCCUGGGCGUCUCGUGGGGGUACUCGCAGUUCUCCGUGUCGGUCGAGGGCCACGAGAUCGGCGGGCUCGUGCACCACCUGUCGGACGUGGCCGACGACGAGGCGGCGCUGCGGCACUACGCGGAGAGCCUGGGGCCGCACAUGAACCAGUGGGUGGUGCUGCGCGCGUACAUCGGCGACACCGCGAUCGACCUCGUCCCGCGCGACGCGUGGCCCGACUCGGUGGUCAGCGUCAGCGCCGCGGACCACAUGGGAGGUGGCGGGCACCACGGCGCGGCGGGCGGCGACAGGGGCCUCACGCUGGACAGCGCGCACUUCGUGCGGGAGCUGGCCCGCUGGUCGAGCGCGCGGAAGGCGCUCAUGGUCGCGUUCGUCGCCACCUGGUCGGUCGCGUUUGCGUACCUGACGGACGUCCUGGUCCUGGGCCCUCUGUGCGCCCUGCUGGCCAACCUGGCGGGCUUGAGCGGCCGGCUGGACGAGAAGGGCCUGGUGAAGAUGGCGAGCCACGUCGAGGGCGACGAGGGGGCCGAGGACGGCGACGGGGGCGGCCUGACGCUGCAGGAGGUGUUGCGGCGCGUGGGCGAGACAGUGCAGCUCGUGAUGCGCGCGAGCCGGCGCGGGCAGCUGGUCCUGGACCGGAUGGCGCGGGAGGCGGCGGCAGACGGCGGGGUGACGGGCGAGGGCGUGCGCGACUGGGCGCUGAUGUACAUGCCCGCGCCCGCGGCGGGGCUGGCGGCGGCGCGCUCCAUGGGGCAGCAGAGCGCGUACGGCGCGUCCUCGGGCGGGGCAGUGACGAUGCACGGCGAGGCGAAGCGGCACACCGUCAGCGGGUACACGAAGCGGUACUCCCUGGCCAUGUCGGAGCACCAGCCGUCCUCGGGGGAGCUGGACGACAUCCAGUCGCACGCCCUGGGGACGUACGAGUGGAACGCGCUGGAGGUGCCGUUCGAGUCGCUCGAGCGCGCGGUGCUGGCGAUGUUCCGGGGCGUGGGCGCGGUGAACGACGGCUCGCGGAGCACGGCGUCGAUGCCGCAGCCCGUGACGGUGCUCAACCUGGUGGCGCGGCUGUCGUCGCUGUACGACCAGGCGAACCCGUACCACAACUGGUACCACGCGUGCGAGGUCGCGCACGCCUGCUACCGCAUGCUGAAGGAGGCGGAUGCCGCCGCGGGGCCGGGGCAGCCGGGGUGGUCGCGCCUCGAGCGGCUGUGCCUGAUGGUGGCGGCGAUCGCGCACGACGUGGGGCACACGGGCGCGAGCAACGACUUUCUGAUCAAGACGCAGCACAGCCUGGCCAUCCGGUACAACGACGCGAGCCCGCAGGAGCAGUCGCACGUCGCGCUGCUGUACGAGAUCAUGCUCGCGCACCCCGACUGCAACGUCUUCGCGCAGCUCCGCCGCGACGCCCAGGCGAGUGCGCGCCGCACCGUCAUCGCGUGCAUCAAGGCCUCGGACAUGAAGGUCCACUUCGACCUCAUCGCGACGCUCGAGGAGAUCAAGGAGGCCGUCGGCGCGGGGCGGACGUACGGCAUCCUGCCCGCGAGCCCGCAGCACCGCGAGGCGCUCCUCGGGGCGAUGCUGCACGCCAGCGACAUCUCGCACCUCCUCCUCCCGCGGCGCACCAUGUUCCAGUGGUCGUUCCGCGUCGUGCAGGAGUUCUUCGCGCAGGGCGACGCCGAGCGGCAGCUCGAGCUCGGGCCCACGAUCGCGACGAUGGACCGGGCGGCCGAGUACGUGCCCGUCGGGCAGCUCGGCUUCAUGGACGCGGUGCUGCGGCCCUUCAUGUGCGCGCUCGUGUCGGUGGCGCCGUGGCACGCGCCGCUGCUCCCACGCUUCCGCGAAACGUACCGGGAGUGGCUCGGGCUCGUCGCGUACCACCAGGAGCAGGUGGUCAGGGAGGCGGGCCAGGGGCACAAGGUCCCGCGGCCGCCGCUGGGCCCGACGACGUCGAUGCGCGACUGCGUGGCCUCGUCGAUGUCGGUGCCGCCGAAGCUGCUCGCGCUGGCGCGCGCGGUCUCCGUGCACAGCGAGACGGUGAUGGCGCACCCGUCGACCGAAGACGUGGACGACGAGCACCUGCUGUCGACGGAGGCGCUGGUGUUCAUGCCGCUGCACGCCUUGCCCUCGGCCGCCCUGGCGAUGGACACGGACGCGCUGCUGCGGACCAUGGACAAGCGCCUGACGCCCUACAUGCCUCAGCCGCAGAUCGAGGCGCAAUCGAGCCUCCUGGCGUGA